AACACAGUUGAAAGCGGGAUAGACGAGGCUCGUCCCCGAUGACGUCACCACCGUCUUCUUAAUGUCGUCUCCGGCCGGGGAGGCGGCGAUGCGCGCAGAUGACAGCGGCAGGAGAAGGAUGCGGGAGGCUUUCGGGAGGCGACCUGUUUUGGUUUUAAAACGGAAUUCAUUCUGGAUUCAAUGAAUUUGCUAUUCGUCACCAGUGAUGAGUUGGCUCCUGUCAUGGAUUCUGAUAGCAGCCGGGAUUCAACAGGCCUCCUCCCAGAAUUCCACUGCCAUGCCGCCUACCGUGGCCGCCCAAACCACAACUCUGGAGCUGUACAACCGGACACAGUACUGCAAGUGGCCUUGCGAGUGUCCCAAAGUGCCCCCUAGCUGUCCCCCGGGGGUGAGCCUUCUCAUGGACGGCUGCGACUGCUGCAAGGCCUGCGCCAGGCAGGUGGGCGAGGUUUGCAAUGAGGCGGAUACCUGCGACUAUCACAAGGGAUUGUACUGUGACUACAGCUCGGACAAGCCUAGGUACGAAAAAGGAGUGUGUGCAUAUAUGGUGGGCACUGGCUGUGAGCAUGACGGUGUCAUCUAUCGUAACGGGCAGAGCUUCAAGCCAAGCUGUAAAUACCAGUGUGUGUGUGUGAAUGGUGCCAUCGGCUGUGUUGGACUUUGCACAGAGUCCCAGCCGCCACGGGUGUGGUGCCAGACCCCACGCCGGGUCAAAGUCCGGGGACAGUGCUGCGAGCAGUGGAUCUGUGAUGAACCCAAGAGGGGGCGCAAGACAGCCCUGCGCCACGCAGUCGAAGCUCUCCCAGCUGAGACCAGGAGUUGGCAUAAGAACUGCAUUACCCAGACCACCUCAUGGUCCCCCUGCUCCAAGACCUGUGGCCAGGGAGUGUCCUUGAGGAUCUCCAACGCCAACGAUCAGUGUGAGAUGAUCAAGGAGUCCCGCCUCUGCAACCUCCGCCCCUGCGAGGUCGACAUUACCAAGCACAUCAAGCCAGGGAAGAAAUGUCUUAACAUCUACAGAGAGGAGCAGCCAGGUAACCUCACCAUGUCUGGCUGCAUCAGUAAGAAGCAGUACAGGCCCAAGUACUGCGGCGUCUGCACGGACGACCGUUGCUGCAUCCCCUACAAGUCCAAGACCCUGGACGUAGAGUUCGUGUGUCCCAACGGGUCGACCUUCACCCUGCAGGUGAUGUGGGUUCAAGCUUGCUUCUGCAACCUCAGCUGCAAGAACCCCAACGACAUCUUCGCCGAGCUCGACAGUUACUACAGCUACCCAGAGAUCAUGAACUAACAGCUCCAUGGCAACGCCCGCAGCCUCUUCCUCUUAGCAACGCCCGCGGCCCGUUUACCCGAUGCCCCCCGUUUUGUUUCAGAUCUGGUUUGGCAGUGAUUCCUUUUCAUACGUCGUUUUCAACCUGUAAUAUAAAUGUGUUUUUUUGUACGAGGAGUUUUUUUCCGGUGAAUUUUUUCCUAUUGGAAAAUGUUGUGUAUAUAUAAAAAAUAUAUAUAUUUGUUGCCAGACUGGAUUUCCAAGGCAUAUCGUGUUUCAAAGAAAAAAUAAGACUUGCUUUGAAAGUGAUAGCCCGCUAGAAAGUGUGAAAUACCAAAGGCUUAAUUUAUUUAUGUUGAUCUUUGCAAAGGAAAUGACCAAAAAAAAAUGGAUAUGUUUAGGUUUAUAAGCAGAGUGAAACCCUUGUUAUCAGCGUGUCGGCCAGCUGCCAGCCGGCAGGGGUAAGAUGGGGGGGGGGUUUGCUCUUGAUAUUUAUACACGGACGAAUCUUAUUCUUGUUUACUACGCAAGUAAUAACACGGUGACGACAAGCAACAGAUGGAUAGAGACGCACGAGACAGUCGAGGACCUACCGCGUAACUCCGAUUUCCGGUUUUCACGUGCUCCCAUACACACUUUGCAGAUAAAAUGACGAUGCAACACACAGAAUGCUCAGUUACACGUUGCUGUUGUUGUUUUUUAUUGUCCUUUUUUAAUAAAUACAAACUGUUAUGCCA
Lampris incognitus (smalleye Pacific opah) is the source of this 2007-nucleotide messenger RNA. It is a transcript of the gene ccn4a, whose product is annotated as cellular communication network factor 4a. Lineage: Eukaryota; Metazoa; Chordata; Actinopteri; Lampriformes; Lampridae. Gene Ontology annotation, biological process: cell adhesion; signal transduction. Gene Ontology annotation, molecular function: heparin binding; integrin binding. Gene Ontology annotation, cellular component: extracellular region; extracellular matrix. The record is from RefSeq and is a predicted model, not a curated record. Bases 206 to 1291 code for a protein of 361 amino acids. The transcript has 5 exons.